This is a messenger RNA of Pipra filicauda (Wire-tailed manakin), 1300 nucleotides long. RefSeq names its product C-type lectin domain family 2 member D-like. NCBI's taxonomy places the organism in Eukaryota, Metazoa, Chordata, Aves, Passeriformes, Pipridae. The record is from RefSeq and is a predicted model, not a curated record. The coding region runs from base 194 to 835 and encodes 213 amino acids. The transcript is spliced from 6 exons.
AAACGCAUCCGGUUUCCCUCCAAAAAGGGGGGCAAAAACGGCUCCAAAAUCCCUUUUGCCCUUGUUUAUGACUAACCACACCCUACCGGGAGAUCUCCCAGUCUCCGAGAGCUGCCCUGCGAGGCUGCCGAGUGCAUCCACCCCACAGAGCCCAGGGAACGUCAGCCCCGGGCCCUGAGGCUUCUCUGCAAGGAUGGGGAAAGGAACCCAAAAGCCAAAUUCUUCAGGCCAGGAGGAAGCCCUGAAUACCUGCAGUGAUCCAGAGAAAGAGUCCAAAUGUGGGUCCUACAGAACCGAGUCAGACCGGAGAACAUCCCCCAAGGUGCGUGUUCUCCUCGCUCUGAGUGUGUUCCUGGGGAUCCUCAGCUUGAGCCUGGUCGUGGCACUGACUGUUCUCAGUGUGAGACCCCCUUUCCCUGAGCUGGAAUUCUCCCACGUGUGCCCAGACACCUGGCCUGGUUUCCAAGGAAAAUGUUAUCAUUUUUCUGAGGCUGAGGGCAACUGGAGCACGGGCCGGGCAAGGUGUGAGGCCCUGGGAGCUUCCCUGGCCACCAUAAGCACCAGGGAGGAACUGGCCUUCCUUCUGCGCUAUAAAGGCGAAGCAAACCACUGGAUCGGGCUGGGAAUGAGGGAUAACGGCUGGGAGUGGAUCAAUGGCACGGCCUUGAAUGGCAGGUUUGAGGUGAGGGGUGGGGGGCCCUGUGGGUACCUGAACCAGGGCAGGAUCAGCUCGUCCCUGUGCCACACGGAGAAGAACUGGAUCUGCAGCCGCCCUGACAACUUCGUCCUGUGGGAGGGGAAAUUAAGAGACUCCAAACCAGGACUUUCAACCUAAAUCUCUGCCCAGAUGGGGGAGCUUCACCCCAGCACUGCAACUGAAAUUUUCAGGGUGAAUCCAAAAAAUCAGGUACAAGGAACUGAUGCUAUCCCCCAUCCUUUGGACCUUUUGAGCAGCAGAAGUGUGGUUUGCACCACAGAAAACUUGCUCAAAAGGUUCGCACAAAUGCAACUGGUAUUUAUACAAUUUGCCUUAAACGCAUUUUUAUAUGAGUACGACAUUUGUGUAGCCAUAUUUAUAUGAGUAUGACAUUUAUGUAGCCAUAUUUAUAUGAGUACGACAUUUAUGUAGCCAUAUUUAUAUGAGUACGACAUUUAUGUAGCCAUAUUUAUAUGAGUACAACAUUUAUGUAGCCAUAUUUAUAUGAGGACAACAUUUAUGUAGCCAUAUUAAUAAUAGGUGGAGAAUAGGCGGAGCUCAGGCCGGUGCUUCUCUUGGCCCUCCAUUUCAGUGGGGGGUAAA